AUGAAUCGGAGGCGGAGGAGCAGCUCGUGGAGUGUAAACAAAGUUUUCUGGGGGUAGCUUGUUAGCUAGUUAGCCGUUAGCGCCACAGCCCAGUUGAUGCAGUCAUAAACAGGAAUGUCAGCUUUAAAUUAGAGGGCGGAGACUUAAACUUCUAAUCCACGGUGCUCGGAUAGAUUAACAGGAGCUGUGGGAGUUUUUCCGCUUCGGCUGCGGGGCUCCUCCCCCUGUGGUGGCCUGGCAACAUCAUGGCGUCUCGGCUGUUGGACCGCCUGAAGCGCUCGCUGUUUAAAGAUGGUCAGGGGCUGGAACCUGAGCAGGAAGAAGGUGGCGGGCCGGAAGAGGAGGCGUUUAACCAGGAUCGCUGGGAGGACGAGCUGGCGGAGGAUGAAGAGUGUGUAACCGAUCGGCUCGGAGGGAUGCUGUGCUUCGACGGCACGGAUGGCGGUCUGGAGGAUGGAGCCGAGGGUGAAGGGUCAGGACAGGACAGCGACUCUGACUUCCUGGGAGAGUCGAUGGAGGAGGGUCCCAGCAGCAUGGACACCAGUCCUGUGGGUAUUUCCCCAGUGGGCCAGUCCUCGUCUUCCUCCUCCUCCCUGCUGACCCGGCAGCUUCAGGAGAGCUGGAGGAGUUUGCGCGGACUCAGUGGAGGAAGCUCGGUCUCCUCUGUGAGAUGGCAGACGGACAGCUUGUUGUUCGAGGUGACCGACGCCAGCGUGGUGCAGGACGGCUCCUCAAAAUAUGUGCUGUACACGAUCCAUGUGAUCCAGUCUGGCGCGAGCGAUAAGAUUCCUGCCAUCAUCACGCGUCGGUACUCUGACUUCCGGCGCCUCCAUGCCACUCUUCGCCGUAAACACGGCGAGCACAUGGAGCGUUUCUGUUUCCCACGAAGAAAACUCAGGAGGAACUUCACAGCAGAGACGAUCGCUAAGCGGAGCCGGGCGUUUGAACAGUACCUGUCUCACCUGUGUUCCCUGCACGCCCUGCGGGGGGCGCUGUGUGUCCGUCAGUUCUUCUACUUAACCGACUUGGAGACUGGACAGCUGCUCAUCAGGGCGGGACGUUACCAGGAGGCCUUGGGUCCUCUGCUCAAUGCCAAGAGACUGCAGCAGAAACUGGGAUGGGCAAGUUACUAUGACAACCAGACCCAGGCCCCUCCUCCAACCUCCUCCCAUUGGUUCUUCACCCUGGUGGGACUGUCGAGCUGUUUCCAGCAGGUGGACCAGCUGGAGGAGGCCCGAGAUCACUGUGACCACGCCCUGCGUGUUCUCACCCCCACCGAAACUCAAACUAACAUAGAGGAUAAGCCCCUCCCACCUGACAAUAAGCCCUUCCAACCGUCAGAGUCAUCGCGUCUGGACGACGACAGGCCACACCCACUGCUGUUGCCGCUGUUACGAGUGAUGGUUCGGCUGUCGUGGCAGACGGGAAAAGACAAGCGACAGUGGGAGGAGCUUCUGCAGCAUCUGGAGGAGCGGUGGGUGGGGCUAGACAAUCAUCCAACCAUCAAAGAAUUUCUGGUUAAACACAACCUGCAGGAUGGUGACGGCGAGGGCUAAAGAGCGCGCACGCUGCAGAGUGCAAUCAGUACAGUACAGGUCGAGUGUUAGAGCCGCUGCAGGGGAAACAAAGCCGAGAUUUUCAAAAUAAAAUCUGAAUGUUUUGAGUAAUUUUAGUUUUAUUUCUAAUAAAAAAAGGUAUUAAAGGGAAACAAGUUUCACCUAUAAAACCUGCUUUUUAAUGUUGUGACGUUGGACAUUUUAAUGUGGGAUUGGAGGAAACCUCAAGUGGCCGUUAGAGGAACUGCAGCAGUUCACACGAGUUUGGUUUGAGUAAUAAAACCAAAAAGGUUGUUCAGAAAAAGAGUGAUGUUAAUGUAAUGAAAGAGUAGGCUUCAGUAAAUAUCUGGCGGAAAGAAGCAAAUCACAGAAGCUUGAGUAUAAAAUGACGGAGCUGAUGAGACUGAAGGACAGUUGAGGCCUUCACCUGAAACCUGAAACUCGGCCAGUUCAAAAUCUCAGUUUUUAUUCCCCCUGACAGCGGCUGUAAUACUCUGAGUACUAAUGGAUCAGUCAAGGGUUCAGUCGUAAUUUCAAAGCCUUAAACUAGUUCAGUGGUCUUUGUAGGUCCGAUGCUUCACAUCAGUUUUAUUCUUAACCGUGACUCCUCAAAGGAUUUCUAAGAAACAGCCUGUUAUUUUACUUCAAGAGGAACUUCUACAAUAUUUAAGACUUGUUUUAUUUUUCAAAUAAAUUUAUUUUGAAAACUUGA
Molecule: messenger RNA, 2268 nt
Organism: Oreochromis aureus
Lineage: Eukaryota; Metazoa; Chordata; Actinopteri; Cichliformes; Cichlidae
Gene: snx21
Product: sorting nexin family member 21
Exons: 6
Coding region: 246-1556 (436 amino acids)
Biological process (GO): protein transport
Cellular component (GO): early endosome membrane
Molecular function (GO): protein binding; phosphatidylinositol phosphate binding
Source: RefSeq, a predicted model, not a curated record